AUGGCUGAUGAACGUCCUUUGCUGCAAGGUCCACUCUCCACAGUGCCCCCUCGCGUCGUCCUCACCAAGGUUCGCCACCCAGUCCUCCCACAGCGCAGAUGCAGUGGCAGUAUUAUGGUGGCACAUGACAUUGUCAUGCGGGACUAUACUUCCGAUUUCCAGGAACUGUUUGAAAACCUCACUAAAGUCAUAAAGGUCAAGAUUAUGAAUGAGACAGGUGCCUGGGUGGCUCAGUGGGUUAAAGCCUCUGCCUUCGGCUCAGGUCAUGAUCCCGGGGUCCUGAGGCCUCCCUGUAGGGAUCCGGAAGCCAGGCCUGGAGCCCCGGUCCGAGCCUGCUUACAGACCUGGCUGCAUCUAGGGAUGGGCCGAGCCCUGACAGGGCAGAGGCCAGUGUCUGUUUCGUGUUUUCCACCACGCUCGGCAUCACCUCUGUGCCACGACGAGGAGGCCACCAUCGUGAGCAAGACAGAGCUGGGCUUUGACCUGCAGGAGCCGUGCUCUCAGAAGGCUGCGGAGGACUAUGUCCAGUUGUACUAUGUGGACGAACUGGACAGGAAGCUGGUCUGUGCCACCAGGUGCACCGCAGGGACGAAGUUGCGACUGAACUGUCAUGAGGGUGAAUGCCAGCUGCGACCACGUGGCCCCCGCUGCCUAUGCCCGGCCUCAGACACGCACUGGUACUGGGGAGAGACUUGCGCCUUGAGUACCAGCAAGAGCCUGGUGUCCGGGAGUGUGGGGACUGUGGGAGCACUGCUGGUGGUCACGGUGGCGGCAGGAAUACGAUUUGUCUCGCGAGAGUGGCACGGAGAAGAUGUUCCUGGCACCUUCCAGAACACAGGCAUUUGGGAAGGUGCUUCUCACCAGGGGCAAGCUGAUCUGGUCUGUUGGCCUCAUCCUCUCUCGGUCCGUUGCUGUAGGGAGUGUGUGCUCGUGACCCCAGAGCAGCGGCUUCCUCCUGUUCCACCCUUCCCCAGGUCGCCAGGGCACCUGCCUAUGGCCAUGACUUUUGACCCCGAGGCACAUCAGGGGGCUGCGGUUCCCUCCUGUCCUUUUGUCACCCUGGGCCAGCUCCCCGGGGCGUGGGUGCGCUGCAGAGUCCUGUCACAGGAAAUGCAAUGGUGGGAGGUUGGAGAUACUUCAGGGAAAAUGUGGGACUGCUCUUCAAAGCUGUCCCUUUAUGGGAAAAGGCUCCUCUCUGUAUCUCUCCAGCCUCCGCCGGGCUCAGUGAGGCCGGCCCCUCUCUCUGCAGGUGAGAAUCUGAAGCGGGACCCAAUCAGCCUUGAAAACAUCUAUAGCCACUUCCAGCCCUCCCUGGAGAACGUUAACCCUACCACAGAGCUCCACAUCCAGAGGCCCAGGGUGGUGACAGCGACACAGUGAGUGAGCCAGGGGCUCCCGCCCAUCAUCCAGAUUUGAACACCAAGACAGCGGCAGACGGAGCCCACCACAGUGUUACUCGCCCACCUCCCCCACUGGUCAAAAGGAAACAGGCAUCAGGGCCCAAGGUGGUCCUGCUCAGAGCCGGUGGGCUUGGCCCGGCCCCUGCUGUGGGCCCCCCUCUCCUCCCUUGCCCUCCGUCCAGGAGCCCCAGGGCUGCCAGGACACCCCAGCUUCUUUGUUUGCUCCAAUGACUCUCCACUCUGGAAU
Molecule: messenger RNA, 1647 nt
Organism: Lutra lutra (Eurasian river otter)
Lineage: Eukaryota; Metazoa; Chordata; Mammalia; Carnivora; Mustelidae
Gene: MUC12
Product: mucin 12, cell surface associated
Source: RefSeq, a predicted model, not a curated record